Eimeria tenella is the source of this 2898-nucleotide messenger RNA. Its product is annotated as protein inhibitor of activated STAT protein, putative. NCBI's taxonomy places the organism in Eukaryota, Apicomplexa, Conoidasida, Eucoccidiorida, Eimeriidae. Gene Ontology annotation, biological process: protein sumoylation. The record is from RefSeq and is a predicted model, not a curated record. The transcript has 7 exons. Bases 1 to 2898 code for a protein of 965 amino acids. Gene Ontology annotation, molecular function: zinc ion binding; SUMO ligase activity.
AUGAACCAAAUUGAAAUCAAAACCACCAACUUUUCUCCCGAUCCCAAAUUGUUUUUCUUGGCCAUCUUUUUGGUAGACACGAUGACCCCAGAAGCUCUCCAGGCUGAAAUAAAGGAGCAGCACACGCUGCCUCUGGAGGCAGCAAAGGAGCGGGUGCUGCUGCUGCUGCAGGGGAAGCAGCAGCGGCAGCAGCAGCAGCAGCAGCAGCAGCAGCAGCAGCAGCAGCAGCAGCAGCAGCAGCAGCAAGAUGACGACAGCGACGAAGAUGUGCAGUGUCUGGAAGUUGGCAGAAGGCUGAAGCUGUUCUGCCCCAUCACCUUUACCCGGAUGGAGGAGCCGUGUCGCGGGCGGUUUUGCUACCACGCGCAGUGCUUCGACUUGGGGGGAUAUUUGGAAAUAAAUAAAAACACAAAAGCUUUUAAUAGUCGCUGGAGAUGUCCGCAAUGCCAUUUGACAGUUUUGCCAAAAGACCUUUUCGUGGACUCUUUCUUCAAAACCCUUCUGCAGCACACGCCCCCCGAGGCCCCGGAGGUCGAGCUCCAGGCGGACCUUUCUUACCGCGUGCUGUCGGACGAAGAGCUGAAGGCAGAGUCCAAGCGGGCGGAGCAGCAGCGGCAGUUGGCAGCAGAAGCCCUUUUGAAGCCCAAGGGAGAGGAGCCGGACACCACUGGGAAGGUCGCAUUUGAAGUCGUCGAUAUGCUCAGCGAAAGCGAAGCAGAAGAGACCCCAACAGCAGCAGCAGCAGCAGCAGCAGCACCAGCAACAGAAGCAGCAGCAGCAGCAGAAACUGCAGCAGCAGCAGCAGCAGCAGCUUCGGGGGCGCAGGGCCCCACCAACAGUGCCACAGCAGCAGCAGCGCAAGGGGCUCCUGCUGCGGCUGACGGAUUUGCUGCUGCAGAUGGCAGGCGGAGGCCUGCUGCUGCUGCUGCAGCAGAGGACGACAGCAGCAGCAGCGGCAGCAGCAGGUCUUCUGAUGAAGAGGAUGGGCCGCUCACUAAACGGCAGCGGCAUAUGAACUUUGGCGCUGCUUCUAAAGAGCCCCAGAAAGCAGCAGAAGUUCUUUGCCUCUCAGACUCUUCAGAUGAUGAGCAGCAGCAGCAGCAGCAGCAGCAGCGGGUGGCUGCAGCAAGUGCUGCUGUGGGCGGAAGCAAGUUGGGGGCUGAGGAGCCUCGUGUCCCGAGUCAGCCGUCGCAGCAGCAGCAGCAGUAUCCGCUGCAGCAGCAGCAGCCAUCGCAGCAGCUAUCGCAGCAGCAGCAGCUAUCGCAGCAACAGCCAUCGCAGCAGCAGCAGCAGCAGCAGCGACGUGAUGGCGGUGGUGAGGUCAAUGCCCCCAUCGCACUGGACUCGGACACAGAUGAAGAAGAGCGGCAGAAGCAGCAGCAGCAGCAGCAGCAGCAGCAGCAACUGGGAGCUCCUGUUGCUUCUGGGGGCCCAGGGGUCCCGUCUGAUUUAGUAGCUGCUGACAGGGCAGCUGCCAUGCAGUGCCAAAGCAGCAGCAGCAGCAGCAGCAGUGCCGAGGAUCAUGCGAGCAGCAGCAGCAGCAGCAGCAGCAGCAGCAGCAGAACAGAGGCCGCCGAGGGCUUGCGCGCUUCUGCUGUCUCGACUGAAGCAGCAGGGGGCCCUUCUGCUGGUGCUGCCGCAGCUUCCCCUGCUGCUUCAAGCAGCAGCAGCAGCAGCAGCAUAGUUGAGCCGCAGCAGCAAGACACGGCACUUGAUUUCGCAGAAGCAACGGAAGCAGCAGCGCUGCUGGAGGAGAUCGACUGGGCAGCAGCAUCUCAGGCUUCUUCUGCUGGAGGGGGUUUUCCAGAAGCAACUCAGCCCCAAGCAGCAGCACCAGCAGCAACAGCAGCAGCAGCAGCAGCAACGCCUGCUGCUGCUGCUGCUGAACCAGCUGCUGCUGCAUCUCCUGCUGCUGCUGCCCCGCCUGCAGCAGCGCCAGUUGCUGCUGCUCUUGCACGUGAGCAGACGCCGGCUGCAGCAGCAACUGCAGCAGCAGUUGCUGCAGCAGCUGCUGCUGCAGCUGCUGCAGCUGCUGCGGCGAGAAGUCCCGUAGACGCAGAGCACAGAAAUCCCGAGGCUUGUGCUGUCGCGGCAGAGGAACUCUCGCAGGUGCAGCAGCAACUGCAGCAGCAGCCGCAGCAGCAGCAGCAGCAAGUGCAGCAACAGAAGCAGCAGCAGCAGCAAUGGUUUAGCAGUGAAGAUGGGCUACGCGCACUGCAGGAGAGGUGCCAGCAGGAAUUGCUGCUGCGGCAGCGGAGCGCUUUUAUUCAGCAGCAGCAGCAGCAGCAGCAGCUUCUCCAGAGCCGGCUGUUGAUGCUGCAGCCAAACAGAUACGCGGCCCUGCAGCAGCAGCGGCUCCUCAUGCAGCAGCAGCAGCAGCCAGCAGCAGCAGCAGCAGCAGGUCAGCCCAGUGGAGCCCCUUGGCUCUUGCAGCCGCUGCUGCCGAGUGCAGCAGCAAGCAGCGUGGGUGCUGCACCGUCGGCUGCUGUCUCGUGGCCUGCUGUGCAGCAGCAGCAGCAACCGCAGCAGCAACAACAGCUGCAGCAGCAACAGCAGCAGCAGCAAGUGCCGCACACUGCACACGUGGCCGCGGGGCUGCCGCUGCUGCUGAGCCUUCGCAGCACCCCGACAGCAGCGCAGGCAGUGCAGCAGCUGCUGACGACAGCGCAGAAGCAUGCAGAAGAAUUCACUUCACAGCAGCAGCAGCAGCAGCAGCAGCAGCAAGUGUCGAACCACGUGCAGCUAGCUGCGCGGCUCCCCGAGCUGCUGAGCCUCCGCAGCGUCCCCCAGGCAGCUCAGGCAACAGUGCAGCAGCUGCUGACGACUGCGCAGAAGCAUGCAGAUGACUUAGCCAAGCAGCAGCAGCAGCAGCAGCAGCAGGAGCCGCUGCCGCCGUAG